This is a messenger RNA of Biomphalaria glabrata, 1691 nucleotides long. RefSeq lists its product as uncharacterized. Lineage: Eukaryota; Metazoa; Mollusca; Gastropoda; Planorbidae. The transcript is spliced from 12 exons. The record is from RefSeq and is a predicted model, not a curated record. Gene Ontology annotation, cellular component: membrane. Bases 379 to 1416 code for a protein of 345 amino acids.
CUAGAUCUAGUAAGUAAAUAGAAAACUGAGCUAGGGACUAUUUAAAGCUACUCAACUAAACAGUGGAAGCACUGACUGGCACUUCAUUGAAUGGGUAGUCUGAAUGAUUGCCCUUGCUUUCCCAUGAGGAAGUGGUAAGGAUUCUAGACAUAGUAACAUAUCGUCACUACUAGUUUGGAAAAGAUUUUCUGUCAGACACAGUAAUAAGAACGAGAUCUAGAUUUUCUUUCUAACACAGACAUUAUGAAAAGAAAUCAACAAUGACCUCUAUUGACUGUCGCCAUCUCUGCAUUCUAGUUCUCGACCAUCAUUCGUCUACAAAUCUGAGGUGUGUAGCUGAACAUUGAAACAUCAGGUGUAGUUAUACAGUCUGCAAACAUGCCUCAUUUUGAUCACGUUUUAGCGGUAACCAUGGUGAUUUCCUGUAUAUGGGGCAUUGUGGUCUUAUCAUUGGGUCUUUAUAUGCGGUUCAACUUCGGCCAAAUGGUCAGCGCCCAGUUGGAGGGAAUAGAAAAGUUUGAUCUAAGGAGCUGUAAAAACUCAGCGAGUCAAUCUGUUUGUCCAGUUACAAGCAUGGUACCCAAUAAUUUCAAUCUGGGCAACUGGGUUAAAGUAAUCACCAACUAUGUAGUUCUGACUGGUUCCUUAGUAACAGUGUACUCGAUUAUUGGUACUAUUGGCGCCUUGAAACACAAUGUGCCUAUGAUUACCAUGUUUCUAUUGAUCUCUUUGGUCGCAACUGGAUUUCAGUUUUACCUUGUGCAAGUCGCGACAUCAGAAGAAAACGGGAUACAUCAAACAGCCAAGAGUCAGCUGAAAAAUACAUUAAAUCAUGACUACCGCAUUGAAGGACCCCACGACAUCGUCAAAGUGAUGAACACUAUACACAUAUUGAUGGACUGCUGCGGUAUAGACAGUGUUAGAGACUUCAAAAACUUAACUUUCCUUGAGAAGGACCCAAACUCCAAGGCACACCAUUUCAGAUAUUUUGCAACGCCGCCAUCUUGUUGUAAACAACGUUUUUAUUUCUGCACAUCUUGCCCGAGGGCCACGUACGACAACUUGCUGGACUGUGCUGUGAAAGGUCCCGUGGCCAUUGAGAAUAUCAACACAAGGGGAUGUUACAGCGUAAUGUACGAACACGUCAAAAACACUUCCGGUUUAAUCACCCUGAGUCUCCUGCUCUUCAUCAUCGUUUGGGAGAUGCUCCAAAUGAUGCUGGGUAUACUGGAGAUAUUUGUGCCUUCUAUGACUGAAGAGCCGCCCCCGCCACCUCCCCCUACUCCCAAGAUUAUGAUCGAACCACCAAAAGUAGACUUUGGCAAGCCCGUCUUUCAAACCUUUGUACCGUAUGCACGACCCAGCUCUGUCCAACAGGUGGACCUUGACAAAAUCAAGUCCACUGAAAUCUGGUGAUUGUCUCUCUCUGUGUUGCGUACAGCCCGUUCUCAAAGUACAUUUCCAAUGCACACAUUUCUACCUCGUCUGAAUGUGGACAUUUAUUAUCAUCUAGAUAUCUGACUCUCACUACCAGCCAGUCACAAAUUGCAGUUGAUAAAGCGCCGAUUCAAAUGUUGCCAUAGGAAGUCUACAGAGUUCAUCCUAAUCAAGUAUCUUAACAUGUACUUAGGAUUACGUUCUUCAACUCCCAUAGGAUCUACAACUAUUCUAUAUAAAUAAAAAUAUUUUCU